UGAAAAUGUCAAGGUUCUCACUAAGGAAAGAAUUCAGUGCUAAAUGUUCUAAAGACUUUCAAAGUUCUCAAUCCCGAAAGAAGAUGAAGAGUGCUUCUCAGGCACACAGAAGACAAUCUAGUCUAAGAAGUUUGAAACAUGUCAAAUAGAGUGCAUACUAGUGAUAAGGAUGGUAGCAAUUUAAUAUACAGUCUUGAAGCAUUCAGAUCGAAACUAAAUGAGCAUCCUAAAGGAAUGGUAGCAUCUGAAAGAUCAGAGGCUCUUAGCAAGGCUAGAAAGGAAAUUAAAUACAUUCAUGACUAUUUCUCUAAAAUUGUACAAUCAGGAAGCGGCCAAAGGAACGUCAAUGUACACAAGAAGGAAAUUGCACUUGCUUUCAGACAACCUUGGAGAACAGAUUAUGACAGAAAACUUCGCACAAUGAAUGAGGAUGCAAAUCCUUCAAAACACAAGAAGAUUCAUGUGAGGUUUCAAAUCCCUAAGAAUGAAGUUAAGACUCACUACAGAGAACGCUUGGUUAGUCAGAGUAUCCCUCUGUCUCAAUCCUUUGACUUUAAUCAGAAGAAGAACAUGCUAGAGUCUUAUGAUCAUAGCUCAAAUAACGAGCCAGAUUUCAACAAGAAGGCUGGAGGUUACCAGACAAACCAAGAGCCAUUUGUAGGAAACUGGAUAGACUACGACGACCGAUCGAGUAUUAAUUCUGAAAUGAUUUCGUCAUACUGUAAUUAAUAACAAUCACACAUUUCUCGAUAAUGCGCUAGGAAUGUCGAAGACAAUUAGUGCAAAGGUACCAGUCAACACUAUCUUUGUUGAUGACAGCAAAAAGAAAUAUGGAGCAAUGCUACAGAUGGAAAAGAAGCUUGAAGAACUGAAGUCAUAUAUCAAUCAGAAAAUCCAGGAGAAACAAAACAGUCGUGAGAAGCCUAAAUACCUCAGAGAUAUCUUGAAAUAACAUUAAGAACAAGUCUAAGAGGAAGGCCACCAAGAAAAAUAGUGAGGCUAGCUCUGAGAAACUAGAAUAUAAGAGUUUGCUACAAAUACUUGAUAUUGGUCAUAUCAAGGCCCUCCUCUUAGCAAUCCAAGACCUGUCCAAGUCAAGCAAUAUCUAUGAUAUUGUGUUCUAUACAGCAAAAAUGAGGGCUGAUUUUCUUGUCAGCAGAGGAGACUCAGAAUUUAACAUCGCACUCAAGAUCUAUGAUGGCCUUAGAGUUUAUAGCAUAAUGAUCGACUCCCCAGAGAAACAGCUCAUAAUGUAUGAACAAUGCGGGUACAUGAAUAGGUUGAAGAAACGUCACAAGACUGCUAUCGAGAUGUUCAAAAGAAUGCUCCAAAGCGCAUGGAUCCUGAAACUCAGUCAGGAAGAGCUUAAAGCAUACCAUCAUCUCAGUAUUGAGUAUUAUUAUCUUGAAGAGCUCGAUAAGAGCAGGUAUUACCUUGAGAAGUAUCUACAAGGGGACCUUGAGAACGACAAUAGCAUCAUCAAGCAAAUCUAUCUCCAAGAAUACAGAAUAAAAUAAAAUUGACCACCAUGUACCUCAAGAUCUUGAUAUUCAAGAGUUAAAGGAUGAGUUUAUGAAGGAGCCACUCACCUCCCCAAGCGAGGGGAAGCAUAAAGUUGAAAAAUCGAAUGAUUAUGCUCAUGGUAACUCUAAAUCAAAGAGUCGCCAAGAAGCAACCUACUCCCCAGUUGGAGUAACAAGAAAGUAUAAGUUUUUAAAUAUGAGAGAUAUCUGAGCGAACUAUACCCUUAUUAAUAGCUCUUAUAAAACACACAAGCGGAUAAUGUCGAGGCCUCCAAAAGCACAGAUAAAGGAUAAUGAAGAUUAUUUUCUGCAAGAAAAGAAAAAGAACAGUAAGAAAGGAAACAAGAAUAUAUACUCAAGGAAAAUAUUUAACAAGAAGGCGAAAUCUUUCCAUGAUAUUGUGCAUCAAGCUGCUUCAAGAAGACAUCUGUCAUCUGAUAAAUGCUACCAAGUAGAGUCCAGGUCUGGUAUUACAAGUAAUUGGGCUCAUCAGUCAAUGAUGAGGACCAAAUUUGUCCAGGAUGGGAUCAAGGAACUUCUAGCCAACAUUGACUCUAUAUCUAAACUCAUCAGUGAAGAGAAGCUAAACUUUAGGAAAGAGGUGUUCCAAGAUACAGAUGAUAUGAAAAGAUCUCAAACAAAUUUAUAAUCGCUCCUAAAGUAC
Molecule: messenger RNA, 2187 nt
Organism: Moneuplotes crassus
Lineage: Eukaryota; Ciliophora; Spirotrichea; Euplotida; Euplotidae
Source: the annotation of a GenBank genome assembly